Messenger RNA from Aplosporella prunicola CBS 121167, 1591 nucleotides. RefSeq lists its product as uncharacterized. Gene Ontology annotation, biological process: CAAX-box protein processing. Gene Ontology annotation, cellular component: endoplasmic reticulum membrane. Lineage: Eukaryota; Fungi; Ascomycota; Dothideomycetes; Botryosphaeriales; Aplosporellaceae. The coding region runs from base 80 to 1450 and encodes 456 amino acids. The record is from RefSeq and is a predicted model, not a curated record. The transcript has 3 exons. Gene Ontology annotation, molecular function: metalloendopeptidase activity.
AGCCCCAUCUACCUGUCCUCAAGCUGUCAACCUCCAUCUGACACGUCGUGUUUUUCCUUGUCCAGACGUAACUGCCAAAAUGAUCCAGGCGUUCCUGCAGCGCCUGGCGCAUUUCCUGGACCGCCCGUUCUUCCCAUGGAAGAAGCUGGUUCUGGGCUUCUCGCUCGGUCAAUUCGUCCUCGAAAACUGGUUGCUCUACCGCCAAUACGGUGUUUAUCGUCGCAAUGCUCGUCCCAAGGCGCUCGAAAAUGAGGUAGAUCAAACUACCUACGACAAGAGCCAGGCUUAUGGCCGCGCCAAAGCCAAGUUCAGCUUCGUUUCCUCCAUCUUCAAUCAGCUCAAAUCUCUCGCGACGAUUCAGUACAACUGGUACCCCCAAAUCUGGGCAAUCACUGGCGUCUGGCUCUCUCGCUUUGCUCCCACGUUUAUCUCUGGCGAAAUCGGACACUCGCUGCUGUUCCUCUUUACAUUCAGCUUGGUCGACACCGUUUUCAGCUUGCCGUUCACAUACUACCAUAAUUUUGUGUUGGAGGAAGAAUUCGGUUUCAACAAGUUAACGGUCAAGCUGUGGCUUACGGAUAUGCUCAAGGGCCAGGCUCUUGGUGUCGUCUUCGGCGUGCCUAUCAUGAGCGCGUUCUUGGCAAUCAUCCAGAAGACGGGCACUAAUUUCUUCUACUACCUGUGGAUGUUCAUGCUUGCGGUCCAGGUCUCGGCUAUUACGAUCUACCCGAUUCUGAUUGUGCCUAUGUUCAACAAGCUUUCGCCAUUGGAGCCUGGUGCUCUGAAGGAGGGCGUGGAGGCACUUGCCCAGAAGCUGAAGUUCCCGCUUACGGAGCUCCAAGUUAUCGACGGAAGCAAGCGCAGUGCUCACAGCAACGCCUAUUUCACUGGUCUGCCCUGGAAGAAGAAGAUUGUCAUCUACGACACACUUUUAGAGAAGAGCUCCAACAAGGAAGUUGAAGCUGUCUUGGCCCACGAGCUUGGUCACUGGAGUAUGGGUCACACCACAAAGUUGCUCUUGAUCAGCCAGUUCCAUUUGUUCUACAUGUUUGCGUUGUUCUCGGUCUUUAUCAACAACCAAUCUCUCUUCGAAUCCUUUGGCUUCUACAAGGAGCAACCAAUCCUCAUCGGCUUUCUCCUGUUCAACGAAGUAUUGGGCCCGACGGACUCGGUCAUCAAGCUGAUGAUGAACGUCCUGACAAGGAAGUUUGAAUACGAAGCUGAUUCUUUCGCCGUCCAGCAUGGCUACUCGCAGGAGCUUGCUGAGUCUCUCAUCAAGCUUCAGAUCCAGAAUCUCUCUGCUAUGGACGCAGACUGGAUGUACUCCAGUUUCCAUUACUCGCAUCCCAUUCUGACGGAGAGAUUGAGAGCAAUCGGCUACAAGGGCGAAAGGGCGUCGAAGAGCGAUGACAGCGCAGAGCCCGUCAAAGCCGCUGACCGAGAACUGUAAAGCCGCUAGGUUGAUGGCGAUGGUGAUGAUGAUUUAAGCAAUAAUCGCGUUACAUAUGGUGGCGCCUGACGUGGGCCGUUUGUAGGUAGUUGUCGAUGACGGCCGCUAGGUUGCCCAUACGUAGACUUGCUGAUCAUUACA